GAUGUAAACAUUGUUAUAAUACUUGUCUGAGCAUGAAAUGUGUCAGACACUUACAUUUUGUGAAAGAAAGAAGUGCCAUUUUACUAGAGUUUUUAUGUUUAGUCGAAAAUUUUGAUUCGGAUUGGGGCGUCUAGUUAGUUGUUACGUGACGAAAUCUCAGCCGAACACGUUUGUAGACGAACGCGGUCUUUUUGAGAUUUCUCGUGUGGUAUUCAAACUGGCUGUAGCAUUUAUUCCUAGUUAAAACCGUCCCAGAUUACGAUAUCCUUUAUCAAUAAACUUAGACCAUGCUUGUUAUUUUUAAAGUAAGGGUUUUGUCGGGGAGCGACACAGUCGUUCGGACUGUAUUCGGAACGAAACGUGCAGUUGUUUAAUGUUGUGGGAAUUCGUGUUUGGCUUUCAGUGCAUUACUUUAAGGCCAUUUUCCCCUUUCCAGCUACUUGCAUAGUUCCGUUCUCUUAAACUUUACUAUGAUUUUUCUAGUCCUCUAUCCAAGAGAUGGGGAUCGUCCAGAAAGCACAACCGCUUUUCUCAGAUUCAUUUGGCAAUUUAGGUGAGCUCGGCGCCUGCAACACUCAGAGUAGGCAAUCCCGCAGUACACGCAUGCACUGCACUCAAGAUUUUGCCUACCUAGCAGGCGCUAUGGGAGCAUGCAAAGGCUGAACAUUGCAGGUUCGAAACGGCGAAUGACGGACGUACUUUCUGAAUGAUCAGUAAACCCAUCGUAGAACCCAAUUUUUUUUUUUGAAAAAUGCCAAAAUCUGAGCAAAAUUUUAAAAAUUGCAGAGCAACUAACUUCCCAAACUUUUCCCUUCACCAUUUUCUUGUAUCUCGAAGGUACCAAAUUUCGAGCAAAGCGUGGGACCAAAAUAAGACAGACAAAACUAAAUCAAAAAUAAGAAUCACGAAAGGUAACUUGUUUCCCAGGUUAAGCAUUAGGCACCAGGCUUCCGACAUUCAGUUUAUUGUUAAUCGAAAUGAGUGUAAUCAAAAAGAAAUGUAUUUAAAAAUAAUCUGCACCCGCGCUUGUCUUUUAUUCUUUCUAUCGGAAGUUCGAAAUUGGGAGGUCAUUCCGCUGCUGCGCAGAGCCCUGAUCUGGACUCAGUCCUUUGCGUUAUGAAAUGGGAACUAAUUAGGACUAUACCGGGUGCUUCUUUUAAUGGUGAUCUAGUGUUGCGUGAUUUUACUAACUACCUGGAGCGGAAGGGAAUUGGUGAAUUGGUGCCUUACUGACGACUGGUAGGCAAAACCGCAACACUGGAGCGUACGCAAUUAAACACCCGGUAUAGGGUGGGUGCUCGUAUUAGGUAGGCUACCCCGCCGACAGAACGGGCCGGUCCCCGAGCUUGGCCGCGUGGUGACGGAAAGGGGACGGGUAGCGCGCUGGCUGCGCACCUGCGUACCUGCCCGAGCAGCACCGGUCUGGUAAUGCGCAUGCAAUGCGCCUUAAAGGGUAACACAUUUUAGAUACAUUUAAUGUGCAGUACCGUAUUUGAUAGCACGUAACGCGUAAUAAAAUGUAUAAAUGCCUCAAAAAUCUGUUGCCUUUUACGCGCCAUCAUGCGCACUGCCGCAUUUAACCCCCCUUUAUGUGCAUGGGUACUACUUGGGGGUUGGGCGGGCUCGGGGGACCGGCCCCUUCGCCUUAUCCGUGAAAUCCGCUGAUAUCAGCGAUAGUUUGACAUGUUUGGCGCCUUCAAUUUCCGAUCAAAAACUUAUGAGCUUGUUUAGACGGCCAUCAAAUUUUAUUCGAUCGACUGUCAAUGUCGACUACUUUCUAUACCUCUACCGCUGCUUUUGCGUCAAAUUGACCACAACUUGGUUGAACAUUGCUCGCUGGGAUAUUCCCAAGGCGUUGUGGUAUAGUUGGGCCUCAAAACGCAUCCCAGCGGUGCGUCCUCGACCCCGGGUUCAUUCAUCGAAAGUAUAUUCGACUAGGGCUCUAUGGCUACAACUGCCCUAAGCUUGCGAUGAGUCACCAGUACCACUUUGUUACUGUUGUAUAUGCAUAUUCUGAUUAUUUCCCUUUCUAGUAGAUGUUAAGACGAUAACCUCAUAGCAUUACGAUUCACUGUAGGCUUGUAAUUAGAAUUAUAUUUUUGAAUUUCGCGUCUUACAAAAGUGUGCUCUUCCAAUAUUAAUUUUGCUGUUUUGGAAUGUGAAUGUUAGACUCAGUUUGUAGAACGGGUCGGGUUCUUUUUUAAAGAGCUUUAAGUUGGUGUAAAACGGUGUGUAUUAUUCAUGCCUUUAGUGCCAUAGAUGUGUUCUUUUUAAAAAAUUAUUUACUGAUCUCAUAUUAUUUACUCUGGUAAGUUUAAUUUUUGUUUGAAGCAAGAACAUGGUGUUAAGUAAUAUUUUGUUUUCAAAAAUGACAUGACGAAGUCAUAUCUAGAUUGUACCGGGUGUAACUGAGAAUGCGCAACAGUGUUGCGGGUUUGCCUACCCAGUUAGCCCGUAAGGCGCCAUGACCCCUGCAGCCCUGGCGGGUAUGCAAUCCCGCAACACUGUUGCGCAUUCUCAGUUACACCCGGUAUAGCUACUAGCCGAUGUGCGGCAUUUUAAAGGUAAAGGCACAGUUAAUUGUACAACAGAUUAUACCAUUGUUAUGAGAUAAUUGUGAUGUUAUCUUAAUUUCUUACCUUAUAGUUUUGAAGUUAAUUGUUAAGGAGUGUUUAAGGGGUUCAUGUGAUAUAUGGGAGUGGUUGAAAUGGAAUUACACUGUUGUCAAAUUCAGCUGUCUUGUGUAAUAUGUUAAUUUGUUCAGUCGUUUAUGCCAUUUGGGAUCCUAGGCGUUUAUUCAAAUACGAAAUCUAUACGUUGGCGAUUAGUAUCCGGCGGUUACGGCUAUUGUUGAAAUUUGACUUAUAAAAUAUAAAUACUAUCUUGACCAUUAUUUUUUUUAACUGUUUUGGUGAUAUGUUAGCCACGAUGUGGUGUGCCUUAAAAAUAUAUCCCUAAACAUUAUAUCCAAUUCGUUAAAAGAAAACGUGUUGUUGAUUAAAAUUUUGCGCGAAACAAACUUAUUGUAGCAAAUAAAAAUGUAAGCUUAAUUUUGCUUGAAUGUACGUACUGCUGCUAAGUUAUCUUGGGCUGGCACUGCAGCUGUGCAUACAACAGCUAUCUUCAAACUCCUCUUUUACUUUCAAGAUGUUAAGAGUAAUGCCUCCACUAUGUCUGAAAAGUGGUAAACCGGCUGGCGCUGGCACUAAGCGUGCUGCUGAUCUAGCACCGCCGUAUUAGUCGUGCCAAUUGUUGAUAAGUGUCUCGAUACCUCGCAAUCGACCAUAUGUGUAGAUUUAAAAAGCGUCUUUUGUAAAAUCAAGAGUACGUGAUACAGGUGCCAAAAUAUGAAUAUCAAAUGAAUUUCUGUAAAAGCUUUGUCAGUUUCCACUCUGGACUAGUCUUUACCCCUAGAAAUGGAAUCAAGAGGAUCCCAUCAAUUUCUGUCAGCAUAGCGAACACUCUUGUUUUCCUCUCCUGAAACGGAGAUCGUCUAUACUUUCGCUAUCGGCGAACAGAGGGGUCAGGGGCACGGGCGAGAACUUGCCUUCAUACAGGAACAAAAGGCCAAAGGGGCUCGAAUUCGAACCUUUUUGAGAGGGACCGCGGGUGGGAAAUUCCAUCUUCCCAUUCUGGCUUGUCCGCACCUGGUGCCAUAGCCCGGAUUCUAUCGUGUUUUUUUUUUUGUUUUUUUUUUGUUUUUUUGUCUUUUUUGGCCUUCGUGAACGCUUCAAAUUUGCUUUGUUCUGUACUGUAUCCACAGCAAUUUUGUCAUCGUUCUAGAAUUCAACGAUAGGAGUUUCCACGCAGGAAAACUAGAAACUAACAUAUCUUAUGCUGUCUUCUUUCUUAUCCAAUUAUUCUUUUCUUCAACCACUCGUUAUAAUAAACCACUGUUAAUUAAAGCUUCGACGUAAUUUUCGGUGUUUUGUAAACGUUUUCUGUAGGAAAAUUCCUGCUUUAGCUCGGUUGCAUGAUAUCUAUUGAACAGACCAUUUACAUUAAGAUUUACUGCGUAUUUCGUUAAAACGUAAAUGCUCUUGUGUUAUAUUCGGUAUAUAUUAUAUACAUUUAACGUUACACAUAUAUCCUAUAUAUUCGUACUUACUAAACUUAUAAAUAAUUCCAAUUUUAUGCAAAGGAAUAUGAUUCCUCCCCCUGUUCUGUGAAAUUGAUAAGACAUUCAGAGUGUAUCGCAGUUCACAGUCACUCCAACAUAUUUUCUCCCCGUCAAAUGUACAAAACUAUCACUUAAACCUGAAAUGUUAAGUGUUGUCGUAUUGACUUCAGCCAUAUCUAAGUGAUAUUAAAAUAAUACCCUUUGCAUCUCGAAAUAUAAACUCAGAACUCCGUCGCGCCUUUACCCUUUUUUCUCUUCCUUCUACACACGACAUUAUAUCUCCGUACACCUUAAACCACAAAAAUAUCUAUUGUUUAUCUAAACACCCGUGCCUACCAAAGCACUCAUUGUUUCUUCAUUUUCUUGCUGAAACCAGCCAGCCUGUUGUUCAUGUUCCAGACGCCCCCUCACCCCCAGCUCCUUGGUGACUCCCUCCUCGCACCCCCCGACUGGCCUCCCUUGCUAUUCCUCUCGCCGGGGAGUGACCUGCAGCCCUACCCUACAGGCUACCAGUCAGGGUACUCGACAGGGUACCAGUCAGGGUAUCCAGUAGGCUACCCGGACAGGACGCGCAAGGCCCUCGGCUAUGAGCCGGCCAUGGGACACGAAGUGGACCACACCUUGAGCCACCCCAUGGACCACGCCGUGGACCACGCUGUGGAAUAUACCACGGACUAUCCAAUGUGGGCCCACCGAAUAGUGUACCCCCCCGACCCCUGCUCUCCGCCCUACUCGCCGUUCGGCUUCUGCGACUACAGCGUGCUGGACAUGAUGCCGCUGGCCAGGCCCGUGGCCGCCGUGGCCGGGCUGUCCGACCCGGGCUCGCCCCCCUCAGGUCCCCCAGGCCCCUCCCCCCCAGGCCCCCCGGCCUACGCUGAUCUCACCGAGCUGCACCCCUACAUGCAGCCCAUGCCGUACCGAACACCAAUGGGGGGCCCGUCAGAUCUCGCCGACAUGGAGGCUCUGAUUAAGCAGGAAGACUUCAGUGGCCAAGAGACUGAGCACCAAGCUGCACUGCGCCGCAUGAUGUGCAGCGAGCCAGUGAUCAUCCAGGAGAACGAGCGGAUUUGUGUAGUUAGGGAGUCGGGACCCGCGCGUACUUUUACUGCAAUGUGAUCUCGUCCCCCUUGCUCUGUACAAUUACCUUUACUGUGAAGGGACCCGUACUGAUAUUAAUUAUUUUUAAUCCAAAGAAACAAUAUUUUAAAUAGUCACUUGAAACCAAGUACCUUCAUUUAUUGUGAUUAAUGUGCCAUUUUUUCUGGCAUCAAACGUAAACACAUCACUUUUUCUUCAGAACUACUCGUAGUAAUUAUUUCUUCAACUUAGGUAUUAUUGACUCUUACACAACAGCCUUGUUCUGAUGUUGUACAGAGAAUCAUUGUAAUUUUUAUAAAUGAACUUCAAAAUGUCAGAUUUAUGCUGAUAAUAGUAUAUUUUAUUGUUAUGAUGUAAUAAAUAUUUUUUUCAUUUAA
This is a messenger RNA of Frankliniella occidentalis (western flower thrips), 5595 nucleotides long. RefSeq lists its product as uncharacterized. The coding region runs from base 4511 to 5236 and encodes 241 amino acids. Lineage: Eukaryota; Metazoa; Arthropoda; Insecta; Thysanoptera; Thripidae. The transcript has 3 exons. The record is from RefSeq and is a predicted model, not a curated record.